Phlebotomus papatasi is the source of this 363-nucleotide messenger RNA. RefSeq names its product cuticle protein 19 (gene Cpr62Ba). The transcript has a single exon. The coding region runs from base 91 to 357 and encodes 88 amino acids. The record is from RefSeq and is a predicted model, not a curated record. NCBI's taxonomy places the organism in Eukaryota, Metazoa, Arthropoda, Insecta, Diptera, Psychodidae.
AGAUCGUGAUCACUGACUUUCUCUCCUCCCUCUCAAUAGGUGAACUACUCAUUCCGGUACUUCAUCGACAAUCCCCAAGACGGCCUCGUGAUGGAUCACUGGGAGGGCAGACGAGGUGAUCAAGUAUCAGGACGCUAUGCUCUUCUUGAGCCUGGUGGCGUCAUACGGACAGUUCAUUAUGAAGUUAGUGGGGACAGUGGCUUCAGGACAGCCAUCAGGACCCGUACUCCAGCCUCCAAUCAGUACCAGUUCAUUUACACUCCAACAUCUGAGCGGAAGCAGCCUCAGCAACCGAUACAGCAUACAGAACCAGUGGCCCUUAUUCAACAGCCGCCUUUCCAAUUCUUCUCCAAAUAAACAAAU